Thelazia callipaeda (thelaziosis nematode) is the source of this 285-nucleotide messenger RNA. The record is from the annotation of a GenBank genome assembly. NCBI's taxonomy places the organism in Eukaryota, Metazoa, Nematoda, Chromadorea, Rhabditida, Thelaziidae.
AUGAGCGAUUCAGAAGGGACAUCGAAAGAAUCAGAAGGGAAAAUGCAAGAAUCAGAAGGAAAUUUGAAGGAUAGCGAAGAAAGUAAGAGGGAUGUGAGGCAUUCCAUCUCAUCCGUCAGAAGACGUCGGCAUUCUUCAGAAGGCGGUUACUUCAAAGGGAGAAUCAAUGAGAUUGAAACCCCGCUAGUGCCACUUUCCUUCUCCCCGGGAAACACUCCUCUUGCCUGUUCCUCUCUCUACUUCACAUCUUUUUCUCCCACACUCAUCCAUUUUAAACUUUCUUAA